Molecule: messenger RNA, 1359 nt
Organism: Stegastes partitus (bicolor damselfish)
Lineage: Eukaryota; Metazoa; Chordata; Actinopteri; Pomacentridae
Product: 60S ribosomal protein L3-like
Exons: 10
Coding region: 21-1310 (429 amino acids)
Biological process (GO): translation
Cellular component (GO): cytosolic large ribosomal subunit; ribosome
Molecular function (GO): RNA binding; structural constituent of ribosome
Source: RefSeq, a predicted model, not a curated record
CUCUGUGUAUCAUCUUAUGCAUGACCCUCACAUCAGCGCUGGUUUCUCUCCCUUUCUAUCCUCCGCUGGGGCAGAGCGCAGACAUGUCUCAUCGCAAAUUUCAUGCCCCUCGCCACGGGCACAUGGGGUUUCUGCCCUGCAAGCGUAGCAAGAAGCACAGGGGGAGGAUCCGGACGUGGCCCAAAGACGACCCCGGCCACCCAGUCCACCUCACCGCCUUCCUGGGAUACAAGGCCGGGAUGACCCACACCCUGAGGGAGGUGCACCGAACCGGGCUCAAGCAAUCGAAGCGGGAAGAGGUUGAGGCGGUCACCAUCAUCGACACGCCACCUGUCAUUGUGGUGGGUAUUGUGGGAUACGUUAAAACCGUCCGUGGUUUGCGUUCCCUGAAAACCAUCUUUGCCGAGCAUCUCAGUGACGAGUGCAAACGCAGAUUUUACAAAAACUGGUACAAGAGCAAGAAAAAGGCUUUCACCAAGUACAGCAAGAAGUGGCAGGAUGAGACCGGAAAGAAACAGCUGGACAAGGAUUUUCAUCUGAUGAAGAAAUACUGUUCAGUCAUCAGGGUUCUCGUUCACUCUCAGAUGCGAUUUUUGCCCAUAAAGCAGAAAAAAGCUCACAUCAUGGAGGUGCAGCUGAAUGGGGGCAGCGUGUCGGAUAAGGUGGACUGGGCGAAGGAGCACCUGGAGCAGGCUGUUCCUGUUUCUGCCGUCUUCUACCAGGACGAGAUGAUCGACGUCAUCGGGGUCAGCAAGGGUCACGGCUUCAAAGGUGUGACAAGCCGCUGGCACACAAAGAAACUGCCCAGGAAGACUCACAAGGGUCUGAGGAAGGUGGCCUGUAUCGGAGCCUGGCAUCCCGCCCGGGUAGGCUUCACCAUAGCUCGGGCCGGUCAGAAAGGCUACCACCACCGCACUGAGGUCAACAAGAAGAUCUACCGGAUCGGUCGAGGCGUUCACAUCCAGGACGGAAAGGUGGUCCGGAACAACGCCUCCACUAACUACGACAUCACCCAGAAGAGCAUCACUCCCAUGGGAGGUUUUCCUCGCUAUGGUGAAGUGAAUAACGACUUUGUUAUGGUGAAAGGCUGCGUUGUCGGAUCUAAGAAGCGUGUUCUCACCCUCAGGAAGUCUUUGCUCACUCACACAUCACGCAAGUCCAAGGAGGCCAUUGAACUGAAGUUCAUCGACACCACCUCUAAAUUUGGCUACGGACGCUUCCAAACUGCCCAGGAGAAGAGGGCAUUUAUGGGGCCGCUGAAAAAAGAUGCCCAGAAGAUACUGCCAGAAGCCCAGCCAGAGGAGGCCUGAGGGAACGCAAAAUAUUCUUGUAAAAUAAUAAAACUGAGCUUCAAAUACA